GGCGGGAAGCAGAUUACUUCUGCUUGCGUGUGUGUUUGUUUAUUCAUUUUCUUCAAUCAAAAUUUUGUAUAAAUCAUAAUGCACAUUAAACCAAAAUGGUUAAAGAAAUCCAAAGAAGACUAAGAAUGUUGCCUCGCACCAGUAAAAUUAAAAGUUCAGGGAAUACAAACACAUUUCGAAUUCGAAAGUGCGUUGUUAAAAUUAAACGCGUCAAACUACAGUUGAAUAACACUGCGUCAAAGAAAACUGCUACUCCGUAUAGCGCUCGAAGAUGUAGAGUGCUUAUAAACGAUAUUAAUAAAACACCCUUAAAUUCGCAAUCAUCAAGAGCUAUUCCGAACACAGUCACAAACCACAUUUGCGAUGAAAGCGCAUUUGAGCCAGAUCGCAAUUCUACCAUGUACCUUUCCACGAAGCCUACAGCUGCCUCCACAACACCCUGCAAAGUUCGUGUGAGGCGAAUAGGAACUGUGCAGCCUGCGAUGAAACAAAGUGCGGGGAAAACCGAUGUGCAGAUUCCAGUCGAUAAGCAAAAUGCAACGUCAAAACCAGAGCAUCGUUUUUUUCACAGGGAUCAGCCACCGACAAGAACCCGGUCUUCGGUUACACGCAACGUCUAUGACUUUCUGUCAGAGUCACAGAUCGACGACAACGCUUUGAACCAGCGCAAGGAUCCAGCGGCUGACAUAAUCAAACAGAUGAUCGAGGAAGGCAGGGCCUGUGCGAUCACACGGAAGAUGGGAAAGAACUGUAAAAGACGUAUACGGAAGAAGGUGCGGCCUGUUGGUAGAAGAAAACAACUUUCUCUCAAGAAUAAAACUGAGACGGAUCAAGCUGAGCUGCCGCCUUACAUCGAUCGGCCACUUUCGCCGAUAUACGAUCCCGAAAUAGAUUCCGAUGAUGAUAAUAAUGGUAAUCAUGCAGAGGAGGCUGUAGUCAUUGAAGUGCCAGUUCAGGUACAUGGAACACCAGCACCACAACAGAAUAUGUCACCAAAUCCACACCGGACUCUGUUGGAGGGUAACUACAGUCCUCUAGCACGCUCGUUGCUGCAAAAUCAGACAAAAGCACAGAAUCCUCAGUAUUCCAUAGAAAGACGACGAGAGCUUCUGAACGUGGCAAGAAAAUACUACAGUACUCCGUUGAAUCGUAAAAGUACCACAGCAACGGAUAAUUCAACGACAGCUUUGUCUACAACGCAUCAGUCUAACAACAGAUCACCAGUUGUUCUUAGUCCAAGUGGAGGCUCUUCACCUUGGCGUGUGCCCGACGAGGUGUCCAUGCCUAAUACCUUUGUGUUUGGUUUCAACACAUCACAAUUGCCUUCUUAUUCCAGUGACCAUAUGCGGCGUAGCCAUGUCUACGUGCCUGAUGAUCCACCUCCAGUGACAGAGCCAGUCCAAAACUAUAACGAGUCUAUUUCUCCAGCAACGGAUGAUCAAAGUAUUGCCAAUGACUCGAAUGGCGAGAAUGUACCGCCGCCCACGGAAGGAUUUGGCUCACCAGCUAAUCAUUGUUUCGAAAAGACGGUUACGUCAAUCCCAGUAAGCGGACAGGAAAAUGAGAAUGAAGAGAACUUUGUGCAAUUACCGAAUCCUCGACGUACGCUUCAACAGCGCACUCCUUUGAAAGAUAUUAAUAUAUUGGAUGUAGUCAUACUGCCUUCGUGGAAGAACAAAUUACAACUUCCCAAGACGCCCAGAAAAGAAAAUUCGGCUAGAAACCAUGUUCAUUUUGAGGAUUCCCUUGAAAAUAUAGUUCAUCAAAGUCCGCAACCUCAAGUGAGCUCACACAUUGGCAGAAAACAGCAAUCACCUCGAAAUCUCUUCGGGUUCGAAGAGUUCCUUACCGAAGACGAGCAGGAAAAUAGAAGAAGUGUCUCUGUAAACCAAGAUAUUACGUUGUACGAGAAGCUGCAGCGGCUGAAAGGAUUGCGUCCAACAGAAAGGGAGUUGCCACAUGUAUCCAAGGCAGCUAUGCGCUAUGACUUCGAUGAUCUAAAUGCACGAACACCCAAACAGCGCAACAUCAAGGAGAUGCUGUGUUCCACAAUGGUUGCAACGCCGCCUCCAGCGCUGAAUGUCAAUGAAUCAACAGACUUAUUUAAGGACAUGGACCCAGAAGUAACAUUUGAUGAAAAGAAACCAAGACGCACAUACGUUCGUGAACGACCUAAGAGAAAGCGCAAACGUGUCCAUGUAUUGUUUGUCGAAAGUGAUUCAUCAGGGAGCGAGGAUAACGAGCAGGACUCCAAUGACAAGAGUGCCGAUUCCCCAGGGAAAGCGGUGCCAGUAAAGAAACGUAUACGCAGAGAUGUGGAGCAUGAGACUAAAAUUAAGCAGUUCAUCACCAGUUUCAACCAUGAAUGUGAAGAGGUGGAUAAAUAUUCACUAAUCGUCGAAUAACAACGAUAUAUGGACAUAUCGCGUCAUUUUUUUUUUUAUACACAUUAACUUGAAGUUAACUUUAUAAUCUGAGUUAUGAAUUUUUUAAGAUAACGUAUUUAUAUUUAACUAUAUGAUUAAAUACAUGGUAAAUGUUAACACAUAA
This is a messenger RNA of Drosophila innubila, 2550 nucleotides long. It is a transcript of the gene dmt, whose product is annotated as protein dalmatian. The transcript is spliced from 3 exons. NCBI's taxonomy places the organism in Eukaryota, Metazoa, Arthropoda, Insecta, Diptera, Drosophilidae. The record is from RefSeq and is a predicted model, not a curated record. The coding region runs from base 96 to 2405 and encodes 769 amino acids.